AUGUCGAACAAAACCGGAAAUAUCCGAGCCUGCAUUCAGGCAGUUGAGAAGUGUCUCGGCGACCGUUCCGUCCUUAUUGGUGGGGCUGCGAUGCAGCUGCUCGGGAGCAAUCGAACAACCAAUGACAUCGACAUUCUUGUUUCCACCAGAGAAAACAUCUCCUCACUGGAUGGCCCAGGAUGGGCAAACUAUUACCGACCACGGGAGUACUUUGGAUGCUUCGCCGAGCCUGGGACGGAUCCGUUAUCUGUUAUACUGGAGGAAUGA
Molecule: messenger RNA, 267 nt
Organism: Histoplasma mississippiense
Lineage: Eukaryota; Fungi; Ascomycota; Eurotiomycetes; Onygenales; Ajellomycetaceae
Exons: 3
Coding region: 1-267 (88 amino acids)
Source: RefSeq, a predicted model, not a curated record